Molecule: messenger RNA, 279 nt
Organism: Lachnellula hyalina
Lineage: Eukaryota; Fungi; Ascomycota; Leotiomycetes; Helotiales; Lachnaceae
Exons: 2
Coding region: 1-279 (92 amino acids)
Source: RefSeq, a predicted model, not a curated record
AUGGGCAAAAAUACCAAGAGAACCAAAGAAUUUAUCGAGAGCAUUCCAGAUUCGAAAUUGGACGGCCUUCCUAGCACUGGAGGAACUCUCUACAAUGAUACAGACUUUCGUUUGGAUAUGCAAGGCAUGACGAGCAAGGAUCCCAAGUGUCACAAUCUUCAGGUUCAGACGCUCAAAAAGGCAGCACCACAAACAGUUGCUACUUUUCUCGUGAAGAAGGAUGAUCCUCCAACUACUGCUGAUAUCAGGUCUGGCUUGAUCCAGAGUAUUUCUAUUUAG